AUAGCUCGGCGAGCACGCUGCAACUUUUUGAAGGUCUAAAGAUCAGGUGCUGGACGGUCUUACGUAAUGAAUCAAUCGAUGACGGUUCGCUUAAGCAUACCUUGGCAGCGCUUCGAUUGUUAACUCGUUUGAACGUUGUGUCUACCACGCAAGCGGCUCUGCUCAACAUGCUAGCGGAGACAGAUGCUGUACCAGUCAGAACGCUCCUGGUGACCGUGUUCGAGUCCAUCAUUGAAGUCUUUCUACUAUGUAUGGCAGGAUUCAUCCUAGCUCGGGCUGGCGUCACAGACAAAGCUACUCAGAGGAAGCUCAACGUCAUCAAUGUGUCUCUUUUCACCCCUGCCCUGCUCUUCUCAAAGGUGGCCUUCUCUCUUACUCCGGCGAAGCUGAAGGAGAUGUGGACCAUCCCUGUAGGCUUCGUGAUAGUGACUGGACUCUCGGCGGCAGUAGCGUGGACACUUGCAAGAUUGUUCAAAUUAUCUCGGUCACAGACCGCCUUCGCUAUCUGUGCAGCCAUGUUCCAGAACAGCAAUUCUCUUCCCAUUGCCCUGAUCCAGUCGCUGGUAGUGGAGGUUCCUGGCCUCAAGUGGGACGACGACGACUCAAAGGAUCAGAUGCUGGGACGAGCUCUGACCUACCUAGUGCUUUACUCAACUCUCGGCAUGAUGCUCCGUUGGUCCGUUGGCGUAAAAUUACUGUCCCAAGCGGAUGAAGAAGCGCCGGAAGUGGAAUCGGCAAUGCCUCAAACGAUAGGAGCACCCUCUCGCACCAUGUCGCCUGAGAAUCUUGAUGUGCACCCUGGCAAUCGCGAGACGGACCCUUUCUUCUCAACACAGCGAGGUCUCUCUCAGGAUGAGGAGGACGAGCCUCGAGCUCGUAGGAUGACCGCCCCGGGGCUGAAUUCUGCCCGGGGACCUUCCCCUACACCAUCAUCGAACUGGAUACCAGGAUCGUCGUCCGCUGUCUCUCAGCAUCUACUUUUGGGACCUGGAGAACGAGCAGUAAGGCGGCACUCGAUGCACACUGCCGGGGCUCGACGAAAACCCACCCGAACGGACAGUGGUCGGGAAUUUUGGGGCCUGCCUGAGGCACCGAGACAACGGAAUACAAUGCUCUCGCAUGAGAUUCUCGAGGAUGACAGCAGCGACUCAGAAUUGGACGAGGAUGAAUGCGGGAGAGGCAGAACUGACUUCAUUCGCCGCAACGCGAGCCAUGCCAGCCUUGGCGCCAUCAAGUCCUCAUUGAAGAAGGUCAAAGACCGACUCAUGCCAAUAUUACGGGGCAUACACGCGUUCAUGACUGUGCCCAUGUACGCCGCUCUGCUGUCAAUCAUCAUCGCCAUGAUACCGCCACUUCAAGCAGCGAUGGGCAAGAUCAAGCCCUUUCAACAAGCAGUCAAAGGGGCAGGACAGUGUUCAAUUCCUGUUACGCUGGUCGUUCUAGGGGCGUUCUUUUAUACCCCUCCUGCACCUCCCCAGGCGAUCGCUUUGCCUCCUGAUGACAUAACUCCACCGCACUCUGACGGGUCGAUCAAGGGCUACUUCAGUAACAAGCUUUACUCUCUGACGCGUCAUUCCGAGACCCAAUCAUAUCCAGGAGAAAACAAGGCAGUCUUGGUAGCCGUGAUGAGCCGGAUGGUCAUUGUGCCUGCUAUCAUGGUCCCGAUAGUCGGUCUCAUUGCCAAGUUGGAUCCUUUCGAGGCCGCUGAGGACCCCGUCUUCAUCCUCUCCGCAGUCUUGCUUAUUUCCUCGCCGCCGGCUCUGACAUUGGCCCAAAUCACACAAGCGGCAUCUGGUGAUGCGUUCGAGAGGUUGAUCUCAAAGACAAUCUUUUGGUCGUAUGCUGUGCUUACUCCACCGUUGACUUUGUUGUAUGUUGUGAUUGGGUUGGUGUUUGGGCGAUGGUAGUGACGAUCUGAAAUGUGGACUCCCUAUAGAAUAAUGACUAUGCGAAUGCAUUCACGAUGGUUCUGC
This is a messenger RNA of Kockovaella imperatae, 1973 nucleotides long. RefSeq names its product membrane transport protein-domain-containing protein. Bases 168 to 1907 code for a protein of 579 amino acids. Gene Ontology annotation, biological process: transmembrane transport. Lineage: Eukaryota; Fungi; Basidiomycota; Tremellomycetes; Tremellales; Cuniculitremaceae. The record is from RefSeq and is a predicted model, not a curated record. Gene Ontology annotation, cellular component: endoplasmic reticulum; membrane. The transcript has 13 exons.